GCAAAACCUCCACUCGCACCGCGUCAUCAUUUUUUCGAGCCCUCCAUUUCGGGUCACGUUUACCAUUAGUUCACUUAGUCAAGGGCGAUCUCACUAAUUAUAUCUAAGAGAUUAUCGAAAACUCCAUUCUUCUAUUGUUCCCAGGGAAUCGCAAACAUGGUAUGGACAAAGGUGUCAGACACGCGCUGGGAGCGCCCAGUGGAUGGCCUGGAGGGCUACUUCGUCGUCAUGGCGAACCUCUCUGCCAGCCUAUGUGACGGGCGCGAGCACUACACGCUGUUCUCCAAGGUCAAGCUGGAGACGGGUUCCGAGGAUGCGACGCCGGCGCUCAAGCAUGCAUGGAAGCAGAUUCGCUAUGAGCAACCACAGGUCGCCACCACGGUUGAGGGGAUGAAGAAGGUGUACGAAGUCCCGGAUGAGAAGGCAUUGGAAGAAUGGCUAGAGUCGACGUUUGUGGUCUCUUCGGCAUCCGACGCCGAAGAGCUUUACCAGUCCGUGAAGCCCAUCAAACAGGCAACGAUAUACUAUUUACCCAAUUCUUCGGAAUUGGUCUUCCGAGGCCAUCAUCACACGCUCGAUGGCACCGGCGUGAUGCUGUUCUGGCAUAGCUACUUCGAGGCCCUAGCCUCGCCAAUUGAGGACAUAAAGUUCGGUGACGAGCACGUCAGGCUGGCGCCUAUCAUGGAGGAGACACUGGGCUACCCAGAACAGCCGACGCAGGAGCAAAGCGAUAAAGCGACGGCGCUGUUCCUCAGCUGGGCCACCGCUAUGCCCGGCAUCGGCCCCGUCUCCAAGCUUGGUGCAGCUCCGUCGGGACGAUGCCAGAACUCCGAGUUAGUGUUCCCCACCGAAACCACCAAGGCCAUAAUCACGGCCUGUAAAAACAAGGGUAUCAGCGUGUCCGCUGCCGUGCACGCCGCGUACAUUGGAGCUAUAACCAAGCACGCUGAUCCUAACUCCAAGCUCGCGGAAUACGUAACCGCGGCUCAGUUUAACCUACGCCCCUAUCUGCCGGAACCGUAUAGCACGAGCAAGCACGCGGUGUCGGUCUACUAUACCCCUAUUCCAUAUAAAGUCAACCUCCCGACUUCGUUCUUGGAUGUUGCCAAGUCGCUGCACGAAUACUACCAGACCACGUUCAAGAGCAACCCCGAAAUGCUCGAACUUAAGGGUCACUUCACACGAGUGCUAUGUGGUGCUGUCCAGACGCCCGAGUUCCUAGCCAGUCCGGUAUCUAAGGACGCCCUAGUCAGCAGUUUGGGUGUUGCUGAGCGUUAUGUGCAGCGGGAGUACGGUAAUGGGAUUAAGGUCAAAGACAUCAAGCUAGGCGUCGAUGUCGUUAUGGGCAUGAGCAUGUUCUUCUUUUACACAUUCCGCGACCAGCUAAGACUUGUAUAUAGCUUCAACGAUGGGUUUGAGGACCCGGAGAAUAUCCAAAAGUACUUAGAGGAGGUACAGGCGAUUCUCGUUGAAGAAUUAUUGGCAUAGACCAAGAUAGACUAGAUACAGGGGUAGACGUAGUGUCUUCGUUACAUUGAGGCUCUUGUAUCUUCUAAAACAUUACAUAGCACAAUAUUAACCGUUGUAUAAUA
Molecule: messenger RNA, 1592 nt
Organism: Annulohypoxylon truncatum
Lineage: Eukaryota; Fungi; Ascomycota; Sordariomycetes; Xylariales; Hypoxylaceae
Exons: 1
Coding region: 157-1488 (443 amino acids)
Source: RefSeq, a predicted model, not a curated record